AUGCUGGAUCAUGUGGACAAGGCCUUUGCCACAGAUAGCAGGGGCAAAACUACGAAGGACGAGUAUCAUGGUAGGCCCCUCACAUCGCACAGCAUCGAGUUCGAGAUGGAUGAAACCUCCAGACCUUUCUUCGAGAUGAUCGCGCGUUGCUGGGGUUUAAACUUAGAGGAGCCCUUCGAGAAGUUCAUGGUCUCCGACAUUUGGGGAGCUGGACAGUCUGCUCAUGUGGAUCACAUAAACCUGGAUGAUCUGGAUGGCCGAAACUGGAGUUUCCUGGACAUGGCCCUCCAAAGCUCCGAAACCCGAAACUGCCGGAAGGUGGUGCCCACCGUGACGGUCGUGGUCUACUUCAACUCCGUCGGAGGAAUUUGCUUUCCCAAUGCCCCCGAGGAGGUGGGUACCAUUGCGGCCGAGCGCGGUCGGGUGGUGAUGUUCGAGAACUACCUGAAGGACUGCCAGAGGCCGUCGCACAAUCCUGCGGCCGCGCACUACGGCCUCUAUUUCCAGGACAAGCCGAAACGGAUUCUUGUCAUGGGCAUCCUCGCAAAUCAGACGCCUGAGUUCUCUCCUCGGUCACAGCCGAAGGCUCUGACGAGGAGUUUGCUCUACUGCGCUGGCACGGAAGCUGACCCUCUCCGCCACGAGAAUCCUUCCUACGAGGCCUCCCUUCAGUCCUUGAUAUGCAUGUUCUUUUCGUUUUCUGUUGUUUGGGGAGUAGGUCUAACAUAG
Messenger RNA from Symbiodinium sp. CCMP2592, 729 nucleotides. Lineage: Eukaryota; Dinophyceae; Suessiales; Symbiodiniaceae. The record is from the annotation of a GenBank genome assembly.